UAUAAAAUGCCUCCCCACACAAACCAUUCAAUUAUAUCAUUCAAACCUCACUAAAAAUGGAGAAAUUGACACUUACAGAAAUGUUUACCAGCUUAGGUUCCGCCAUUGCUGGCCUAAUGUUUGCUUGGGCUAUGUUUCAACAAUAUUUCCCUCACCAACUUCGCGGCUAUCUCGACAGAUACACUCAGAAACUGGUUUCUCUCGUCUACCCUUACAUUCAGAUCACCUUCCAUGAGCACUCCGGCUAUCGUCUCAAACAGACCGACGUGUACGCCAACAUUCGGAACUAUCUCAGCGCCAACUCAUCCACUUGCGCCAAGAGGCUCAAGGCGGAUGCUGUCAACGAUAGCCAAUCUGUUGUUCUCACCAUGGAUGAUUACGAAGAAAUCACCGAUGAAUAUCAAGGGAUUAAGAUCUGGUGGGCUUCGAGUAAACGGAUUCCAAAGACGCAGUCGUUUUCUGUAUUUCCUGAUACCGAGGAUAGGAGAUUUUUCAGGCUUACAGUUCAUAGACGUCACAGAGAUUUAAUUACUAAUUCGUAUAUUGAUCAUGUGAUAAAAGAAGGGAAAUUGAUCGCCAUCAAGAAUCGACAAAGGAAGCUUUAUACUAACAAUCCAAGCAAGGAUUGGAGGGAAUGGAUGCCUGCAAGCAAAUGGAGCCACGUCGUUUUCGAGCAUCCUGCAAGCUUCGAAACGCUAGCAAUGACGGAUAAGAAGAAAAGAGAUAUAAUGAAUGAUCUUAUCAAGUUCAGUAAAGCGAAAGAAUAUUACGCGAAAGUUGGAAAACCAUGGAAGCGCGGUUAUCUCCUUCAUGGUCCUCCUGGAACUGGAAAAUCGACUAUGAUAGCCGCCAUGGCGAAUCUGUUGAAUUACGACAUAUAUGAUCUCGAGUUGACUACGGUUAAGGACAACAGCGAGCUUCGAAGAUUGUUAAUCGAAACGACAGGAAAAUCUAUUAUCAUAAUAGAAGAUAUUGAUUGCUCACUCGAUCUUACGGGCCAGAGGAAACCAAAGGCAAAAGACGGGGAUGAGGAAGACGCGAAAGAGAGUAAAGAUCCGAUUUCUGAGAAGAAAAAGAAAGAUGAAGAAGAAAGCAAGAAAGCAAGUAAAGUUACUUUAUCAGGGCUUUUGAAUUUCAUUGAUGGAAUUUGGUCAGCUUGUGGAGGAGAAAGGAUUAUUGUGUUUACUACUAAUUACGUAGAGAAGCUUGAUCCUGCUUUGAUCAGAAGGGGAAGAAUGGAUAAACAUAUCGAAAUGUCGUAUUGUUGCUUCGAAGCGUUCAAGGUUUUGGCUAGGAAUUAUUUGGAUGUUGAUGAUCAUGAACUGUUUUCAAGAGUUAGCGAAUUGUUGGGGGAGAUUAAGAUGACUCCGGCUGAUGUUGCGGAGAAUUUGAUGCCGAAAUCCGAUGAGGAAGACGCGGAGAGUUGUCUGAAGAAUUUGAUUGCUGCUCUUGAGGAGACAAAGGAGGAGGAAGCAAGAAAAAAGACUGAAGAAGAAGAGGAAAAAGCAAAGUUGAAGGCUGAGAAAGAAGCUAAAGAGAAGGAGAAAGAAGAUGAUGAAAAGGAGAAUGGGAAAAUAGAUAAAGAAAUUAAAGAAAAUGGAUUCAUAUCAGAUGGAGAUAAAAAGAGUUCAGACUGAAGAAUAUAAAUUGGGAAGAGUGGUUUAAAUAAAUUUUGUGUUUUAAGUAUUAGUUUUGAUUUGUAAAAUAAAAUUUGGGAGUAUGAUAACGAGCAAAUUAAGUUGUUAGAUUAGUUCAUAUAGUUGGGUUAUUAGUGAAAAUAAUAGAAGCUAUCAACAAAAAAUGACAAAUCAUAUUAACUAUGAAUGUACUUUCAAAUAAAUUGAGUCGAUUGAUCUGUCAAA
Mercurialis annua (annual mercury) is the source of this 1862-nucleotide messenger RNA. RefSeq names its product AAA-ATPase ASD, mitochondrial-like. Gene Ontology annotation, molecular function: ATP binding; ATP hydrolysis activity. Bases 57 to 1637 code for a protein of 526 amino acids. The record is from RefSeq and is a predicted model, not a curated record. The transcript has a single exon. NCBI's taxonomy places the organism in Eukaryota, Viridiplantae, Streptophyta, Magnoliopsida, Malpighiales, Euphorbiaceae.